Bubalus bubalis (water buffalo) is the source of this 1219-nucleotide messenger RNA. It is a transcript of the gene LRRC19, whose product is annotated as leucine rich repeat containing 19. The coding region runs from base 107 to 1219 and encodes 370 amino acids. Lineage: Eukaryota; Metazoa; Chordata; Mammalia; Artiodactyla; Bovidae. The record is from RefSeq and is a predicted model, not a curated record. Gene Ontology annotation, cellular component: plasma membrane. Gene Ontology annotation, molecular function: signaling receptor activity; protein binding. The transcript has 5 exons. Gene Ontology annotation, biological process: positive regulation of non-canonical NF-kappaB signal transduction; interleukin-8 production.
AAUAAAUCACAUGACAUAACUUUUUUUUUUAAUGGUGUAGAAGAAAGACAGCAGAUUCCUUACACACCAGUCUCAGAGACAAAGGAAAAAAGGAAAGGUUAGCAGUAUGAAAACCAUGAGCAUCACAAUCUUGUUUUGGCUGCUCUCCAUGCUAUUAUUAUCAGACAAAAGCCAGACUUCUAAAACAGAAGUCAAAUGUAAUUCUACUGCAAAGAAUUAUUCUUUGAUUCCAGCAAAUAUCAGUAAAAAUGUUACUAUACUUGACCUCAGUUAUAAUCAGAUUACUCUAAAUAUCACAGACACAAGAGUUCUACAGACAUAUUUUUUACUCAGUGAGCUCUAUUUGAUUGAGAACAAAGUCACUAACCUAUUUAAUAAUAGUUUCAGUAAUCUGUCCAAUCUAGAAAUUUUAAAUAUCUGUAGAAAUUCCAUCCACACAAUUCAACAGGGUGCCUUUACAGGAUUACAUAAACUGAAAAAGUUAUAUCUCUGCCAAAACAAAAUAGUUCAACUGAAUCCUGAUACAUUUUUGCCUCUUAAAAACCUGAUACUAUUGAAUUUGCAUGGCAAUUUGAUAAGCUAUUUUGAUGUACCACAACUGUUUCAUCUGGAAUUCAUAAUUUUGUAUGGAAACCCAUGGAACUGUUCCUGUAGUCUACUGAAUUUGCAAAACUGGUUGAAGACAUCGAAUGUGACACUAGAAAAUGAGAGCAUCACCAUGUGUAGCUAUCCAGAUAUCCUGAAGUGCUACAAUAUCAAAACAGUACCUUACAAGGCUGAAUGCUAUUCAAAAUUUCCUUCAUCUAUAACUGAAGACCUUCACAUUCCUUUUCAGUCCAUUAGCAAUUCAACAUUUAAUAACUCUUUGAACAACUUGACAAGAAAUUCAGAACAUGAAUCUCAUGGAAAAAGCUGGGCUUUUCUUGUCGGUGUUGUCGUCACUGUAGCGAUGACUUCACUACUCAUUUCAAUUGCUAUCAAAUGUCCAGUAUGGUAUGACUUUCUGCUUAGUUACAAUCAUCAUCGUCUGGAAGAGCAUGAAGCAGAAACCUAUGAAGAUAGUUUUACUGGAAAUCCAAGUUCUCCUUCACAGAUAGCAGACACAAACUCUGAAGAAACUACAGUAAUAUUUGAUCAACUACAUUCAUUUGUGGUAGAUGAUGAUGGGUUUAUUGAAGACAAAUAUAUAGAUACUCACGAAUUACGUGAAGAAAAUUAA